ACUGAGGGGCACCAGAGGAGCAGACUACAAGAAUGGCACACGCUAUGGAAAACUCCUGGACAAUCAGUAAAGAGUACCAUAUUGAUGAAGAAGUGGGCUUUGCUCUGCCAAAUCCACAGGAAAAUCUACCUGAUUUUUAUAAUGACUGGAUGUUCAUUGCUAAACAUCUGCCUGAUCUCAUAGAGUCUGGCCAGCUUCGAGAAAGAGUUGAGAAGUUAAACAUGCUCAGCAUUGAUCAUCUCACAGACCACAAGUCACAGCGCCUUGCACGUCUAGUUCUGGGAUGCAUCACCAUGGCAUAUGUGUGGGGCAAAGGUCAUGGAGAUGUCCGUAAGGUCUUGCCAAGAAAUAUUGCUGUUCCUUACUGCCAACUCUCCAAGAAACUGGAACUGCCUCCUAUUUUGGUUUAUGCAGACUGUGUCUUGGCAAACUGGAAGAAAAAGGAUCCUAAUAAGCCCCUGACUUAUGAGAACAUGGACGUUUUGUUCUCAUUUCGUGAUGGAGACUGCAGUAAAGGAUUCUUCCUGGUCUCUCUAUUGGUGGAAAUAGCAGCUGCUUCUGCAAUCAAAGUAAUUCCUACUGUAUUCAAGGCAAUGCAAAUGCAAGAACGGGACACUUUGCUAAAGGCGCUGUUGGAAAUAGCUUCUUGCUUGGAGAAAGCCCUUCAAGUGUUUCACCAAAUCCACGAUCAUGUGAACCCAAAAGCAUUUUUCAGUGUUCUUCGCAUAUAUUUGUCUGGCUGGAAAGGCAACCCCCAGCUAUCAGACGGUCUGGUGUAUGAAGGGUUCUGGGAAGACCCAAAGGAGUUUGCAGGGGGCAGUGCAGGCCAAAGCAGCGUCUUUCAGUGCUUUGACGUCCUGCUGGGCAUCCAGCAGACUGCUGGUGGAGGACAUGCUGCUCAGUUCCUCCAGGACAUGAGAAGAUAUAUGCCACCAGCUCACAGGAACUUCCUGUGCUCAUUAGAGUCAAAUCCCUCAGUCCGUGAGUUUGUCCUUUCAAAAGGUGAUGCUGGCCUGCGGGAAGCUUAUGACGCCUGUGUGAAAGCUCUGGUCUCCCUGAGGAGCUACCAUCUGCAAAUCGUGACUAAGUACAUCCUGAUUCCUGCAAGCCAGCAGCCAAAGGAGAAUAAGACCUCUGAAGACCCUUCAAAACUGGAAGCCAAAGGAACUGGAGGCACUGAUUUAAUGAAUUUCCUGAAGACUGUAAGAAGUACAACUGAGAAAUCCCUUUUGAAGGAAGGUUAAUGUAACCCAACAAGAGCACAUUUUAUCAUAGCAGAGACAUCUGUAUGCAUUCCUGUCAUUACCCAUUGUAACAGAGCCACAAACUAAUACUAUGCAAUGUUUUACCAAUAAUGCAAUACAAAAGACCUCAAAAUACCUGUGCAUUUCUUGUAGGAAAACAACAAAAGGUAAUUAUGUGUAAUUAUACUAGAAGUUUUGUAAUCUGUAUCUUAUCAUUGGAAUAAAAUGACAUUCAAUAAAUAAAAAUGCAUAAGAUAUAUUCUGUCGGCUGGGCGCGGUGGCUCACGCCUGUAAUCCCAGCACUUUGGGAGGCCGAGGCGGGCGGAUCACAAGGUCAGGAGAUCGAGACCAUCUUGGCUAACACGGUGAAACCCCGUCUCUACUAAAAAUACAAAAAAUUAGCCGGGCGCGGUGGCGGGCACCUGUAGUCCCAGCUACUCGGGAGGCUGAGGCAGGAGAAUGGCGUGAACCUGGGAGGCGGAGCUUGCAGUGAGCCAAGAUUGUGCCACUGCAAUCCGGCCUGGGCUAAAGAGCGGGACUCCGUCUCAAAAAAAAAAAAAAAAAGAUAUAUUCUGUCAUAAUAAAUAAAAAUGCAUAAGAUAUAA
Messenger RNA from Homo sapiens (human), 1849 nucleotides. RefSeq names its product indoleamine 2,3-dioxygenase 1 (gene IDO1). The transcript is spliced from 10 exons. The coding region runs from base 33 to 1244 and encodes 403 amino acids. Gene Ontology annotation, biological process: L-tryptophan catabolic process; quinolinate biosynthetic process. The record is from RefSeq and is marked reviewed. Lineage: Eukaryota; Metazoa; Chordata; Mammalia; Primates; Hominidae. Gene Ontology annotation, cellular component: cytoplasm; stereocilium bundle; smooth muscle contractile fiber. Gene Ontology annotation, molecular function: heme binding; L-tryptophan 2,3-dioxygenase activity; metal ion binding.